Molecule: messenger RNA, 1545 nt
Organism: Trichoderma atroviride IMI 206040
Lineage: Eukaryota; Fungi; Ascomycota; Sordariomycetes; Hypocreales; Hypocreaceae
Source: RefSeq, a predicted model, not a curated record
AUGCAGUUCUUCAAGAAUUAUCGAGUCUAUGUACUCACAUCGGUGGCCUACCUGGGCUCACUGCUCUUUGGCUAUGAUACGGGUGUCAUGGGCAGUGUGCUCGCCCUCAAGAGCUUCAAACAAGACUUUGGCCUGCCUACCGACUCCAGCGGCUUCUCCUCAUCCGAAAAUGCCCACAUUGCAUCCAAUGUAGUUUCUCUCCUCACAGCCGGCUGCUUCUUCGGCGCCAUCACCGCCGCAUUCAUCAACGAACGCUUCGGUCGCCGCUAUGCCCUCAUGCUCUUCACCAUCAUCUUCCUCGUCGGCGCAGCCAUCCAGACCAGCGCCUCACAUUCGAUUGGCCAAAUCUACGGCGGCCGUGUCAUUGCCGGCUUCGGCGUCGGAGGCAUGAGCUCCAUCACCCCGGUGUUUGUCAGUGAAAACUGCCCACCCGCCACCCGAGGCCGUGUCGCCGGUCUGUUCCAGGAGUUCCUCGUCAUCGGAAGCACAUUCGCCUACUGGCUCGACUACGGCGUGGCCCUGCACAUUAAACAGAGUACAAAACAAUGGCGUAUACCCGUCGGUCUCCAGCUUGUGCCAGGCGGCCUCAUGCUCUGCGGCCUCUUCUUCCUCAAGGAGUCGCCCCGGUGGCUCAUGAAGAAGUCUCGUCACGAGGAGGCUCUGCGGUCUCUAGCCUACAUUCGCAACGAGGCUCCAGACAGCCCCGAGGUGCUCAAGGAAAUUGCAGAGAUUCGCGCCUCGAUCGAGGAAGAGAUGGCCCUUACAGAGGGCGUGACCUGGAAGGAGUGCUUGAAGAAGGGCAACUGGAACCGCUUCGCACUGGCUUUUGGAAUCAUGUUUUGGCAGCAGUUUUCCGGAACCAACAGCAUCGGAUACUAUGCCCCCGAGAUCUUUGAGACAGUUGGCGUCAGCAGCACAAACUCGUCGCUGUUUGCAACUGGAGUGUACGGCACCGUCAAGGUGGUUGCCACGGCCCUCUUCCUGAUCCUCGGCAUUGACCGACUGGGCCGCAAGAAGAGUCUCAUCGCCGGUGCCAUCUGGAUGGCCAGCAUGAUGUUCAUCAUCGGCGCCGUCCUCGCAACCCACCCGCCGGACCCAAAGAGCACCAAUGUUUCCUCGGCGUCCAUCGCCAUGGUUGUCAUGAUCUAUCUUUACGUUAUUGGGUAUUCUGCGUCAUGGGGGCCCACGCCCUGGGUCUACGUCUCCGAGAUCUUCCCUACCCGUCUACGUGAAUACGGCGUCGGUCUCGCCGCCGCAACGCAGUGGCUGUUCAACUUUGUCAUUACCGAAAUCACCCCCGCGGCCGUCAACCACAUUGGCUGGCGCACCUUUAUCAUGUUUGGAUGCUUCUGCUGCGGAAUGUGCGCCUUUGUCAUCCUGUUCAUCAAGGAGACCAAGGGCCGCACGCUGGAGGACAUGGACGUGCUGUUUGGCCUCGUCAGCGAGGACCAGCGCCAGGCGGACGUGGAGCAUGUGCUCAACAAGGGCGUCGAGCUGGAGCAUGUCGAGCAGGAAGUCCAUGUUGCCGCCGACAAGGCCGUGUAG